Molecule: messenger RNA, 1773 nt
Organism: Entamoeba dispar SAW760
Lineage: Eukaryota; Evosea; Mastigamoebida; Endamoebidae
Exons: 1
Coding region: 1-1773 (590 amino acids)
Source: RefSeq, a predicted model, not a curated record
AUGAACUUAUAUAGAGAACUAGCAAUAAGAAACGAUAAGGAAAGAAUGAAGCUAGAAUGUAAUGAAAUAAUGAUAACAUCAAUGUACUUUAAUGAUAUUAAUGAUUUUAUUAAUUUAGAAAUAGGAAUUAAAAGAUUUCAAGGAAAUAUGGAAAGAUUUCAUUUUAAUCCAAUUCCUUUAAAUGAAUAUUCAAGAAAAUUCUUUCCUAACAUUGAAACAUUUCAUAUUUAUAAUAGAAAUAAUGAGAUAUUUAAUGAUGGAAGAAUAUUUAAAAAAAUAAUAUGGUAUAAAGUAGAAUAUUCAACAUAUUUACAAGAAAAAGAAUCCGGAAAUAUCUGUAAAAAUAUAGAAUAUACAGAUAAAGAUAAAGAUAAGUAUGGAACUACAAUACCAUCAGAAGUUAAUUCACUUGGAAAUUUUUGCUUUUAUAGUUGUGCUUUAUUAAAAUCAAUUAAUAUACCAACAAGAGUUACUAAAAUAGGAGAUGGUUGUUUUUGUAAUUGUAAAGAUUUAACAUCAAUCAACAUGUCAACAAGAGUUACUAAAAUAGGAGAUGUAUGCUUUGAAGGAUGUGAGUUGUUAAGUAGUAUUAAUAUUCCAAAUUCAGUAAAUGAAAUAGGAAAGGAUUGUUUUAAAAAAUGUUCAUCAUUAACUGAACUUAAUAUGCAAAAUAUUUUAUUCAUUAGUAAAGAUAAAAUAUUUGUUAAUGAAUAUAAUUUAGGAUUUAUUUACAUUGAUAAUUUGAAAAGAAUUAAUGGAAAAGAAGUAGAAAUAAGAAAUAUUAAUGAAUUUACUAUUCCAUCAACAGUUAAUUGUUUUAAAGAUAAUUGUUUUAAAGAGUGCUAUCAAUUGUCAUCAAUUAAUAUUCCAUCAACAGUGACUGAAAUAGGAAAAGAGUCCUUUUAUGGAUGUACUUCAUUAAAUAGUAUUAACAUACCAUCAUCAAUCAGUGAAAUAAAAGACAGUUGUUUUUAUGAAUGUUCCUCAUUAACUAAUAUUACUAUACCAUCAUCAGUUAGUAAAAUAAGUGAAAACUGUUUUGGUAGUUGUACGUCUUUACAAUCAAUUAAUAUACCAACAACAAUUAGCGAAUUAGGAAUUAAAUGUUUUAUGGGAUGUUCAUCAUUGACAUCAGUUACUAUACCAACAACAAUUAGUAAAUUAAAAAAUAAUUGUUUUAGUGGAUGUAGGUCAAUGAGUUCAAUUGAAAUACCAUCAUCAAUUACUUCAUUUGAAGAUUAUUGUUUUUUUGAAUGUUCAUCAUUGAGUAAUAUUACUAUACCAUCAACAGUCAAUAAAUUAGGAAAUUGGUGCUUUUAUAAAUGUUCAUCAUUAACAACAAUUAAUAUACCAUCAGUAGUUACUUAUAUAGGAUAUGGAAGUUUUUACGAUUGCACUUCACUAACAUCAAUUAACAUUCCGUCAUCAAUUAGAGACCUAAGAAAUGACACUUUUAAUAAAUGCUAUUCAUUAAGUAAUAUUAAUAUUCCAUCAAGAGUCAGUGCGUUAGGUGCAAAUUGUUUUAAAGAAUGUAGUUCAUUGAAAUCAAUUAACAUACCUUCAAUUAAUAAAUUAGGUGAUAAGUGUUUUUCUGAGUGUGUGUCAUUAACAUCAAUUAAUAUUUCAUCGUCAUUUAUUGAAUUUGGAUUUGGAUGUUUUUAUAGAUGUGGAUGUGAAGAAACUUUAAGAAAGAAUAAAAGAAUACCAACAGUGUCUUUUGAAGGUGGUGAUAGAAAGAUAGAUAAAAAUAUAAGAAUACUUAAUUUAGAAUAA